CUACCCACCACAGCCCUGAGAACAAGAAGCUUCAGUCAUGGCGAAGGAAAAAGCAGUUUUAUCCCAGAGCGGGGAGGUGGAAGAACGGAUCCUCAUGGAGCCUUAUGAGUACAUCUGUCAGGUCCCCGGGAAACAGAUUCGGCUGCAGCUGAUCGAAGCGUUCAACUACUGGCUGCAGAUUCCGCAGGACAAGCUUCAGACCAUCAGUAACGUGGUGCAGAUGUUACACAACGCCAGUCUGCUCAUCGAUGACAUCGAAGACAACUCCAAACUCAGGCGGGGCAUCCCGGUCGCUCACAGCAUCUACGGUACAGCUCACACCAUCAACUGUGCCAACUACGUGUACUUUAAAGGACUGGCGACAGUACUGAUGUUAAACCACCCAGAAUGUACCCGCAUCUUCACUGAACAGUUGUUAGAACUGCACCAGGGACAGGGGAUGGACAUCUACUGGAGAGACACCACCACGUGUCCCACGGAGGAGGAAUACAAGGUCAUGGUCAAGAAGAAGACGGGCGGACUGUUCGGAUUGGCGGUGAAACUCAUGCAGCUGUUCAGCGACAACAAGAGCGACUUUGUCCCGCUGUCCGACACGCUCGGCCUGUACUUCCAAAUAAGGGACGACUUCGCCAACCUCAUGUCCAAAGAGUACACCGAGAACAAGAGCUACUGCGAGGACCUGACGGAGGGGAAGUUCUCGUUCCCGAUCAUCCACGGCGUUCACCACGAGCAGGGCACGACACAGAUCCUCAGUAUCCUCCGCCAGAAGACCACCGACUUGGACGUCAAGAAAUACUGUGUGGACUACUUACAGAAGUUAGGUUCUUUUGAGUACACCAAAGACGUGUUGUCAGACCUGGAGGAACAGGCAGUGCAACAGAUCCAGGCACACGGAGGGAACCCGUACCUGUCUGCCAUGAUGGUGGAACUAUGUAAGGUGCACAAACAGCAGGCUGCACAGCAACAGCACUAGUGUUUAGUUGUAAAUACUGCUGGAAUAAGCCAGGUUUACAUUAGGGGUGGGUACAGGUUAGCUUGAUGGGGUCCUAGUCUAGAUCCAAGUCAAGAGGAUCAGGUCUGGACAUAAUUAUAAUAUUAGGCCACACCAAGUAAAUUUUAUGGAUGACGUCCACGCGCGCAUUGAUUUUGGCAUGUUCCUAGAAAAAAAAACAAGAAAUUCCGCUUCCUGUAACUAUGACCAAAGAGUCACGACAGUGCCGCAAGUUGUCAGAUUGAGGUGAAACCCGUAGAAGAAAGUGUCUAUUACCAGCCUGUUUUCACUGUCCAUGGUUCCACCUGAUUUAUUGCUGUUUUAA
This is a messenger RNA of Branchiostoma belcheri (Belcher's lancelet), 1316 nucleotides long. RefSeq names its product geranylgeranyl pyrophosphate synthase-like. The coding region runs from base 38 to 973 and encodes 311 amino acids. Lineage: Eukaryota; Metazoa; Chordata; Leptocardii; Amphioxiformes; Branchiostomatidae. The transcript has 2 exons. The record is from RefSeq and is a predicted model, not a curated record. Gene Ontology annotation, biological process: isoprenoid biosynthetic process. Gene Ontology annotation, molecular function: prenyltransferase activity.